Stereum hirsutum FP-91666 SS1 is the source of this 933-nucleotide messenger RNA. Its product is annotated as proline imino-peptidase. The record is from RefSeq and is a predicted model, not a curated record. Gene Ontology annotation, molecular function: peptidase activity. The transcript has 2 exons. Bases 1 to 933 code for a protein of 310 amino acids. Lineage: Eukaryota; Fungi; Basidiomycota; Agaricomycetes; Russulales; Stereaceae. Gene Ontology annotation, biological process: proteolysis.
AUGUCCCUUCCCUCCCUUCCCUCGGAAGACUCAACAGGCUUCAUCCCCUUCACCCACGACGCCGAGACGCACCAGACCUGGUACCGUCUCGUCGGCACUCUCUCCCGCACCACCCGUCCACUCGUCGUACUGCACGGCGGCCCUGGCGUCCCUUGUCAAUACAUGUUCCCCCUCUCCGCAGUCUGGAAAAAGCACCGUAUUCCCGUCAUCUUCUACGACCAGCUCGGCUGCGGGAAAUCAACGCACCUACCCGACAAACCUGCUUCGUUCUGGAACGUCGACCUCUUCAUGGACGAGCUUGAGAACUUGAUCUCUUACUUCGGGAUCGCUGACGAUUUUGCGCUAUUGGGACAUUCGUGGGGCGGUAUGUUAGCCUCAAAUUGGGCUGCGGCGAGGACGGAGGCGGCGGUUGGGUUGAAGAAGCUGGUGCUUUCGAGUAGUCCGGCAUCGAUGGAUUUGUGGAUGGAGUGUGUGAACGAUUUGUUGAAAGAGUUUCCGGAAGAGGUGAGGGAGGUGGCUGUGAGAUACGAGAGGGAAGGUAAUUUGGAGAGUAAGGAGUAUGAGAAGGCGAUGGAGGUGUUCAAUAACAGGCAUGUCUGUACGCUGCAGCCGUGGCCGGAGGACUUGGUGGAGUCGCUGCGGGAUAUGGAGGCUGAUAUGGCAGUCACCGACGCUAUGGUCGGGAGAAUGACGUUCGUGUGUACCGCCACGUUGAAGGAUUGGUCCGUUGUCGACAUCGUACACAACAUCCAGUGCCCGACCCUCGUUACUCACGGCGCUCAGGACGAGGCGGGAUAUGCAGCCAUUCGACCGUUCUUGGACAACAUCCCGAAUGUGCAACGAGCGGUAUUUGAGAAAAGCAGUCACGUGCCGAUGUUCGAGGAGCGAGAGGUGUACCUCGAGGUAAUAGGAAGCUUUCUGAGAGCGCAGUGA